Messenger RNA from Cajanus cajan (pigeon pea), 1239 nucleotides. RefSeq names its product protein TIC 20, chloroplastic. Lineage: Eukaryota; Viridiplantae; Streptophyta; Magnoliopsida; Fabales; Fabaceae. The record is from RefSeq and is a predicted model, not a curated record.
AGACACGCACCAGUUUUCUUUAUCUCUUUCUUUCGUGAAAAUAGAUGUGUGCAGACGCUAGCAGAUAAACCUAAACACCAACAUUGCAAAUUCCCUCAACGCUGGAGUCACUAAGUAGGACUCGUUGGAAAUUGUUUCUGGGACUCAGUUGACCAACCAUGAUUCAAAAUGGUUGCAUUGUAUCCCAAGGGUGUGCCCCUGUGAAUUCUAGGUCGUGCAACCGUGUCAUACCCAAUACCUCUGUCUUUCGUUGCGCUUCUCGAAUGCCUGCUAAUGUGGCUGUCUCAAACAUUCGGAGUUUUUGGGGACAUAAUCUAGAAUGUAAAUCCUGGUUGCCAAGAGGAAUGACAUUCUCAAACAUGUUUGCUGCAUCAAGCCUACGUUUAAGUGGGGAUCUAAAUAUUCUCUUUCGCACACUCCCUGUGUUACCCCGGUUGCGCAAGUCUAAUAUGGCUCCUCGAGCAUCGAAGGAUGUCCCAACUAGCUUCCGUUAUCCUCCAAUGACCAAGAAACCGCAAUGGUGGUGGAGAUCAUUAGCAUGCCUCCCUUACCUCAUGCCUCUCCACGAGACAUGGAUGUAUGCUGAGACAGCAUACAAUCUUCACCCGUUUUUGGAAUUCUUCGAAUUCUAUACAUACCCUUUUCUCAUGGCAAUUGGGAGCCUACCUAGCUGGUUUCUCAUGGCAUACUUCUUUGUUGCAUAUCUCGGAAUUGUGAGGCGAAAAGAAUGGCCCCAUUUCUUCAGGUUCCAUGUUGUGAUGGGAAUGUUACUGGAGAUUGCCCUGCAGGUUAUAGGGACUGUGAGCCGUUGGAUGCCUCUAUCACUCUACUGGGGUAAAAUGGGAAUGCAUUUCUGGACUGCAGUAUCAUUUGGUUAUCUUUUUACUGUCUUGGAGUGCAUAAGGUGUGCUCUUGUUGGUAUGUAUGCUGACAUUCCUUUCAUCUGUGACGCAGCAUAUAUCCAAAUACCAUAUGAUUAACAAGAUCUAAGGAGGUUUACCCGUACAUUAUAUCACUUUGCGUUGUAUCAGAGUGUUUCUUGAGCAGAAUUGAAGGAUGUAGUCUGUUAGUGUUUGUUUAUGUCAGAAAAGUAUCUACUUGAGAUUUCCCUUUGCGUAGGUUUUAUUUAAAUGGAUUGACUUUAUCUGCUGUCUCAAGGUUCAGUCUCCCUCUGUUUCUUCCCCCUGUGACAUUUCCUUCUUUCGAUUUCUAAUACAAAUGCACAUUACCUUUUCCACA